Messenger RNA from Bactrocera oleae (olive fruit fly), 1272 nucleotides. NCBI's taxonomy places the organism in Eukaryota, Metazoa, Arthropoda, Insecta, Diptera, Tephritidae. The record is from RefSeq and is a predicted model, not a curated record.
AUGUUUGGUCUGCCAUUAGGGUUGCUACUAUUGGCGCUGUUAAGCGCUACCAGUGCCCAGGGCACAUUCGAAGAUGCGGAGACUUCAAAUGAUUAUACAAGCGUCAUCACACACCAACAAUUCGAUCUGCGUCACACAAUACCCGGCGAACCUGAGGUCGAUUAUCCCAUCUACAGUGAGGUGCCGAAAACGAACUUUGAAUGUACUGGAAAACACGAAGGUUACUAUGCAGACAUGGAGACACGUUGUCAGGCCUUUCGCAUAUGUGCUCACACUGCGCGCGGUACCCAGGGCUUCGGCUUCCUCUGUCCCAAUGGCACACUAUUCAGUCAGAAGAAUUUCGUUUGCGAUUGGUAUCGCAAUGUCAACUGCGCCGAAUCGGAACAAUACUAUAGCAAAAACAGUGCAAAUCGCAUAGGCAGCAACUCAGAUAUGAUGGAGAAGGUACGUCAAAUGAUGGAGUAUCCGAUGAAGACGAUAUCACGCGCAUUACAAAAUAAACAAGCAUCGCAUCAUACACUCAAAAAACAAUUGGAACUCUCCGAAAGCGUAGUAGAUGUUGGUGAGAGUGCUGAUGUAGAACCACAAUCUAGCCGUGAUAGUAGUCAACGCGCUUAUUUGAACCGCAAGUCGGCUGUUACACGUGCACAAGUCGAAUCCGUAUCGAAGACCCUCGUAGAUAGCCAACAAAAACAAGUCGAAGAUACUAUUACACAGCAACGUAAAAGGUUACAGCAACAGAGACAACAACAACGCACCGAAACAACGACACAAAGUAGUAACACACAGCAGACAACAACGAAAAUCAGCGACGAAAAUGUUUAUGUGAAUAGUUUAGGUGAAUUAUCCUCCGAUCCGGGUGUUAAUUUCAAGCACGACAGCGCACGCAUUAUAGCCGAGUCGUCCAACCGCACUUAUAACAACGAAAAGAAAAGUCGUAGCAAUUUUGCUGAAAAGGUGAAUGUCGGCUUGAAUAGUCUCGCCGAAACAACCGUUCCUGAAGUGUUCGCACCAGAUUAUGUCAAGCACCUGCGCACAGACGAUGAAGAUGCAAUUUUGGCAGCAAACAUAAAUAAUUUGCUUGAAGAAGUCUCCGAAGAUUUGGAUACGAGUGUCUCUGGUUAUCAAGUGUCAGCGCCGCAGAAGAAUAAGACUUCGUUCAGGUUCCUAAGUCGUGGCUUCUCAUCGCAAAGUGAUCGCUCCAAGCGACCAUCCUAUGAAUAUGCCAAACCUAAGCAGACGGCAAGUACGAUACGAUUUUCGAAUAUUUAA